GCGAUAAUCUCCUCCUCGCAAGUCUCCUUCAUCACAAUGUCUAGGCCUGCCAUCGAAGCCAGAUCUUUAUCCUCACUAACAUCGCUCGCUUCCAACCCACCCCCAUACCCCAGGAAUCCCACGCAUGGGAAGCAAGAACCACUGGUACUCUAUAUUGCUCGUGUACCUGGCAGUAGAGAUGUGUUUCUUUCGCCCAUGAAACCAAGGGAAAAGGUCGUGACAGCAGAAGACGUUCAGAAUUCCCUGUACUUCGUGCAUAUGAACAACCCAGAAGAUGACCGGUUCAUGAGUGUUUCCUCGGUACAUCAGGAAACUAAUCAGGAACAACAACCAAUGGUUUCUUCAAAUUACACUCAAGUACCAGCAAUACCUCGAAAGGCUGUCCCCAAUGCAUCGGCACCCACCGGUGCACUUCCCCCAAGGCAACCUACGGCCGUUACUUUAAACCCUCUGAACAACUAUGGUGGUGGACAGAAUGCUGCCGCUGCGAAUAACUCGCACCUCAACUCCAACUAUCUCGCUCCUGAAUACGUACCACGCCGUUCAUUGGACAGUUCACAGUACCAGAAGGAAAAUGAAAGACCUUUUAGUUCUGCGCGACGUCACUCAGAGCAAGUUCGUUCUAUGGGUACAUCCCUCACCCUUAUCCGUCGCGAUCCAUCCUCGGGAGCGCAAUGGAACAUUGGUCGCAUCGAUGAUCCUUCAAUGCCAGAUAUAUCCUCAUCUGGGUUCAGUGACGGUUCAAACAAGAGGCCGAUUGGAGCACCUUUGUAUAUCGACAUAACGAAUCCCGGUUACUCGAAAUUUCUGCAUUCCGAGCAAAACUCAAUACCGCCAGAUGUUCAAGAGAGACUACACGAGAAUGCGAACGUAUUUCGUCGCCGUCUAUGGAUGGAAGGAGUGGGAAUUCUUACUGGCGGUUUUGGUCACCAAAGACUUAACUCGCAUGAUUCGGGUGUAUCUACAAGGAGUCCCAGGCAUAGUUCCGAAAUCUCUUCGGAUCACCGCGUUUCAACGACCACCCCCUUUCCUGGACAGGAGAGCCAACCUCAAAAUACCAAUCAAAUCCCCGGCAGCCAAACAGGUUUCCGCGGUUACGUCUUCAUGAGCCCCUGGGGUGGGCGCUGUGAAUUCAUCACUGGAGCGGGAGGCGGAUCACUAAAGUGUCAACACGUUGUUCCGGGUCUCCAAGGAGCUCCUCCUGUUGCUUUAAUCGUCAGCGAAUUGAGAUUCAAUUUACCAUCUACAGCAAAAGUUUCUACGUCUAAAGGUGAUGAUUCAUUGAAGAAACCGUCUUUCUUCCAUCGAUCACGGCAUCAUCGGCACGCUUCAGACGUAUCUGGUGAUACCACGCAUGGAGGCAAGGGUGCAUUUGAUCGCAUGGAUUUGUCUCUUGGACAAGAGUAUGCAGGAGGUGGCUUCGGUGGUAAAGACGCGAAGUUAGGGAAGCUUAUAAUAGAAGACGAGGGGUUAAAGAUGGUCGAUCUUCUGGUUGCAGCGAACGUUGCUCUUUGGUGGAGGGCAUAUGACAAGUAUGAAACUAGGAUCAAAACCAAUCGCGUCAGCUUCUCCUGA
Periconia digitata is the source of this 1575-nucleotide messenger RNA. Lineage: Eukaryota; Fungi; Ascomycota; Dothideomycetes; Pleosporales; Periconiaceae. The record is from the annotation of a GenBank genome assembly.